Molecule: messenger RNA, 3230 nt
Organism: Aspergillus campestris IBT 28561
Lineage: Eukaryota; Fungi; Ascomycota; Eurotiomycetes; Eurotiales; Aspergillaceae
Product: putative C6 transcription factor Prf
Exons: 6
Coding region: 331-2892 (853 amino acids)
Biological process (GO): DNA-templated transcription; regulation of DNA-templated transcription
Cellular component (GO): nucleus
Molecular function (GO): DNA-binding transcription factor activity, RNA polymerase II-specific; zinc ion binding; DNA binding
Source: RefSeq, a predicted model, not a curated record
UAGUCUAGCUCCUCCAUCAUUGCGUUGACAUCGUCAGUGUGAUCAAAGAGAAAGGAAAGAACCCAAAGCGUGAAUAUUGUGCUCAACAUAUAUUUGGCCGAUCAUUUGGCCAACGCACGCAUUCGUGGUUUCGCUGGUCGCGCCGCACUCUCCGAUAACCUGUCGCUUUCGAUUCCAAUGUCGGGAGGUCAUCGAAAUCCUCUGCGAUCUCCGUGAUCGAGAUCCGGACAUUCUCUGCUGUUCACAUAUAUAACGAGAGGGGGUUGUUCUCUCGUUUCUAGUCACCCGCAUUCCUGCCUGCAUAUUUCCCGUCCUCCCCGCGUCAUUCACAUGGCCAUGGCCGCCGAUUCUCCGAACGAACGCUUCCAGCAGAACGCACCCCAUUCUCCGUCCGAACACCGUCAAGACCCAUCGAAUGACAAUGCAGCCCGGACUGGAACAGGCCACAGCGAUGGGGACAGCAGCUACGUCCCGCGCCCCAAACGCAUCGCCUGCGUGUUGUGUCGGCGAAGGAAGCUCAGAUGCGAUGGAAAGAAGCCCAGCUGCGGAACGUGCGCCAGGCUAGGUCAUGAGUGUGCAUACGAGGAGCUCCGGAAGAAAAGUGGUCCCAAGCGAGGUUACGUGAAGCAGCUGGAGGCACGACUAGCCCAGGUUGAAACGCUGCUGAAAACCCAUGAGCGAUCACCGCCGCAGACGACUCAGAAUAAUAGCUUUGGUUCCGCCCUGCCGAAUGAGCUGGCGGCUGUUCCGGGAAUCAUGUCCGUAGGAGACGGCGUGGUUGCGCCCAUGUCGCCUCCUGCUGGACCCCUCGGCGAUCCGCGGUCAAGUCAGAUAUUUCCCUCGAGUGGUUUGGACGCAUCCCAGUCGGAAUACUUUGGGUGGGAUAUGAUAAGCCUGGGGCUGGAGGAACCUACUCCCAACCAAGCUGUCACUAGUGAGCUAAAUCAUAUAUAUUUUCAGAAGAUACAUCCUUCCAUACCAAUACUGCACCCCCCACGACACCUCGCGGCGAUGAACCUCGCCCCAAGGGUUCGCCCUCCUAUAUGCUUACAAUAUAUAACUUGGUGCCACGCUGCAUCCGUCACCGACAAAUACUCUGGAUUGCAUGAGCUAUUCUACCAGCGAGCCCGAAAGUACGCGGAGUUGGAAGAGAUGAAAGGGCUCGGGGAAGGCAUUGUCUCUGUGUCCAACUGUCAGACAUGGUUGCUUAUCGCUACAUACGAGUUCCGGAUGAUGUUCUUCCCGCGAGCGUGGUUAAGUGUUGGCAAAGCCGCAAGACUAACGUUCAUGAUGGGGUUGAACCGCCUCGACGGCCCGGAUCUUGAAGUGAAGAAAACGCUGCCACCAGCAAGGGACUGGACUGAAAAAGAGGAACGGCGGCGGGUUUUCUGGAUGACGUUCUGCGUUGAUCGGUAUGCCAGUGUUGGUACUGGAUGGCCUGUGGUCAUGGAUGAACGAGACAUUACGACGAAUCUACCCGCGACAGAGGAGGCAUUCAUAAAAAGCAAGCCAGAGAGUACAGCGCGGCUUGCGGAUGUCCUGGUCGGUGACGGCCUCCCUACCUUGUCAUCGUGUGCAGGCCUUGGGUUCAUGGCAUGCCUGUUUGGGCGAAACGUUGUGCACCUUCACCGACCUGAUCCUCAUGACAAUGACCAUGACCUCAAUGGGUUGUACUGGCAGCGACACAGGUCGCACGACAAUAUCCUACUCCACUUUACCCUGGCCAUGCCAAACCACCUCCGAUUACCAGCUGGGGUCAGAGAUCCAAACGUGGUCUUUUGCAAUAUGGCUAUACAUACGUCCACCAUCUGUUUGCAUCAGGCUGCCAUCUACAAGGCGGAGAAAAACAAGAUGCCUGAACAGAUCAUCACCGAGAGUAAGCGGAGAUGCAUCGUGGCUGCCGACCAGAUCUCAAAUAUCAUGAAGAUGAUUAGCCACAUGGACUUGACCACUAUGAACCCGUUCAUGUCAUUCUGCAUCUUUGUCGCCGCGCGUGUCUUCGUGCAGUACCUCAAGUCUCGUCCCGACGAUACCGCCGCCCGAUCAUCACUCCAGUUCCUAUUUUCUGCCCUUGAUGCCUUGAAAAACAAAAACCCGUUAACAGAAUCAUUCCUCGUCCAGCUCGAGGUUGACAUCCAGGGGACCUCGUUCAGUAGCAUUCGACCGUUAACAGCAGUCAGCACUAGAGACUUCAAACCAUCAGGCCCUUGUGGGGUUAUACUUCCUCGUAGCCAGGUUCAGAACCAAGACGAAGACCUAUCUUCACCAUCUACUCAGACCGUUCCGCGUCAUGACUUCUCAAUGCCAGCCUCCCUUAUUACCGGAUCACAGCAGACAAUGCAACAGCCAGACGUCAACUCUGCGCAAACGACCGGUGACACGCAGGACUUUAACGAUACACCCCCAUACAGCCUAGGAUCCGGCACGAUCCUGGACCUCGAUAUACCUCAAGAAUUCACCAGCAACACAAACACAUUAUCCGGAGUCCCGGCCUUGGCCGUGGAUUCAUCAGCCACGGGGUCCACAAGCGAAUCUGCCCCUUCAAAGAAACAACAACACCACCACCCAUCCAUAACCCACCUCAACCAGUCUUCAAACAUGGCAAACAGCAACUCCGAACAACUACCUUUCAACCUAACAUCUCCAGCACGAUACCCUGACGCACAAUCCUCCGAGAGAUUACUAUCCUCAGGCCUCAUGACCCCCCUCGAAUCGACCGAGCCCGGAAGUUCCAUCCCCAUGCCUCCUCCGAACUGGGACUUCGCGUCCGCCAGCCAGAACGGCGAUAAUAUCAACGCGGCCGCCCUCGAAGGGAUCGAGUCUCUGAAUGAAGCUCAAUGGGCACAGCUCCUCGGUUCGACGAACUGGGACGCGUGGCGGAAUCAGGGGUAGGCUCGGACUACCGCUGUCCUACCCUUUUCUCUCCUAUCUUUCAUGUUUGUUAUGGAUACCUUUGUUUUUACUUUUUGCUUGGGUUGGCAUGGCCUGGUACUGCAGGGAUUUUGAGAGGCAGGAUGAAUUGACUUCGCGCUAUUUUCAUGACUCAUGUUGACGAUUUACAUACACAUCUCACGUCCAGAAUAAGAGUUCUAAUGGCCGUCUUGGGACAGCGUCUUCACUUCGAUGGAUCGGUAUCUUGAUGGGCCAUUUUUGAGGAUACAUAAUUGAAUCAGGGCCAUCAUCUAUCCUUCUGCUGGUCAGGGGAAUGGGGAUGGUCCAUGUGAAUAUAA